CCUGCUGGCGGCGCUGUGGUGCUCCGGGGGAGCGCGCAGUUGCCCCGUGCAGCUGCGCGGCUGCAAGUGCGUGGGCGAGAGGCCGAAGGGGCUCCCGGCUCCGGCCAGGAAGAGGGUCAGCUGCAGCGGCGAAGAGCUCGUGGAACCGCCGGCGCCCCGCGUCCUCCCCAACGGCACCGUCACCCUGCUUUUGAGCAACAACAAGAUCGCAACAUUAAAAAACGGCUCUUUCUUUGGACUGCUUGCUCUCGAGAAGCUAGACCUAAGGAACAACUUGAUCAGCACCAUCCAGCCUGGAGCAUUUCUCGGCCUCUCGGACCUGAAACGUCUGGAUCUCUCCAACAAUCGGAUUGGCUGCCUCAGUGCUAGCCUCUUCCAGGGACUGGUCAGCCUCGUCCGUUUGAACAUGUCGGGGAAUAUUUUCUCCAGCCUCCAGCAUGGGGUCUUUGAUGAGCUGCUGUCUCUGAAAGUCCUUGAUUUUGCCACCGAACACCUGACAUGCGACUGCAACAUGCGCUGGGUCCUAGCCUGGUCCAAGAACCGUUCCGUCCAGAUAUCCGAUAAGACGUUGUGCGUCUACCCCGGCGGCCUGCACGGGAAGCCGCUACGGACCACCAGGGAAAGCCAGAUGCGCUGCGAAGGCGCUCCAGAGCUGCACACCCACCAGCUGAUCCCUUCUCUGCGGCAAGUUGUCUUCCAAGGCGACCGCCUCCCUUUCCAGUGCACAGCGACCUACCUGGACAACAGCACGCACAUCCUUUGGUACCACAACCGUGCCCUGGUGCAAGGCGAUGAACGCAGCGGCGUCAUCCUGGAGCGGAGCCUCGUCCAUGAUUGCACUUUCAUCACAAGCGAGCUCAUCCUGUCCAACAUCCACGUCUCGGCCAGCGGCGAAUGGGAAUGCACCAUCUCCACUGCUCAGGGCAACGUGAGCAAGAAAGUAGAGAUAGUUGUGCUGGAGACCUCAGCCUCGUACUGCCCACCUGAGCGGGUGACCAACAACCGAGGAGACUUCAGGUGGCCGCGCACCUUGGCUGGCAUCACUGCUUACCAGUCGUGCCUGCAGUACCCCUUCACCUCUGGGAAUGGAGGCCCUGGUCGGGAAAAGCAGGCAUGGAGACGCUGUGACCGCACGGGCCGCUGGCAGGAGGGGGACUAUUCCCACUGCUUGUACACCAACGAUAUCACCCGUGUCCUCUACACCUUUGUGCUGAUGCCCAUCAAUGCCUCCAAUGCGCUGACCCUGGCCCACCAACUGCGCGUCUACACGGCUGAGGCUGCCAACUUCUCAGACAUGAUGGACGUCAUCUACGUGUCCCAGAUGAUCGAAAAGUUCACCGGUUAUGUGGACCAGAUCAAGCAGCUCACAGACGUCAUCGUGGAGAUGGCCAGCAACAUGAUGCUGGUGGACGACCACGUGCUGUGGAUGGCGCAGAUCGAGGACAAGGCCUGUACCACCAUCGUCCGCUCUCUGGAGAAGAUUGCCGGCUACACCCUCAGCACCAACUCUCAGCACAUGGCUGUGAACUCCAGGAACAUCGCCUUCGAGGCCUACCUGAUCAAGCCAGACAGCUACGUGGGCCUGAGCUGCACAGCUUUCCAGAAGCGCGAGGCGGUGCUGGGCGGUCGUUCCCCGCGGCAAGAGCGGUAUGCCGAGUCCCUGGCGGACCAGCAGCUGAAGUUCCGGUGCACCACGGGCCGGCCCAACAUUUCCCUGGCCAGCUUCCAUGUCAAGAACAGUAUCGCUCUGGCCUCCAUCCAGCUGCCUCCUGGCCUCUUCUCCCCAUCGGUUCCUCCCCGUCUCCAGGCCCCCGAGUGCAAGCUCCAGUUCCUGGUGUUCCGCAAUGGCAAGCUCUUCUGCAGCACUGGGAACUCAUCGCACCUCGCCGAUGAUGGGAAACGGCGCAGCGUGGCCACGCCAGUGAUCUAUGCAGGCACACAUGGCUGCGGAGUGAGCAACCUGAGCGAGGCCGUCAUCAUCACGCUGCGGCAUCUGGACGAGGGGACGGACCGCGCAGCUGCUUACUGGGACUUCGACGUGCUGGCUGGCUACGGCGGCUGGAGAGCGGAAGGCUGCCAGCUGAUGGGCCUGGAGCCCAACGUCACCACCGUCAGCUGCCGGCACCUCAGCAACGUCGCUGUGCUGAUGGAGCUGAGCAGUUUCCCACGUGAGUCGCAGAGCCCCGCUGAGGUGCUGCAUCCGGUCAUUUACAGCUGCACGGCCCUCCUCCUCCUGGGCCUCUUUGCCACCAUCAUCACCUACAUCAUCAACCACAGCACCAUCCACAUCGCACGCAAAUGCUGGCACAUGCUGCUUAACCUCUGCUUUCACAUCGCCAUGACGUCCGCCGUGUUUGCGGGCGGCAUCACCCUCACCAACUACGUGGUCAUCUGCCAGGCGGUUGGCAUUAUUCUCCACUAUUCAACCUUGUCGACUCUUCUGUGGAUGGCGGUGAUGGCGCGGGUGAUCUACAAGGAAGCCACAUGGAAAGCACCCCAGCAGCAGGAAGGGGAAGCACCCCAGCCCGCCCCGCGCCCAAUGCUACGGUUCUACCUGAUUGCUGGGGGCAUCCCUCUAAUUAUCUGUGGGAUUACAGCCGCAGUCAAUAUCCACAAUUACGGGGAUCACGACUCCUACUGCUGGCUGGCUUGUCGGCCGAGCAUUGGGGCCUUCUACGUACCCGCGGCGUUCAUCUCGCUCGUCACCUGGAUUUAUUUCCUGUGUGCCGGAAUCAGCUUGCAGUGCCAAGCCAAGGACCCCAAAGAGAUGCCCAAGCCCCUGGAGACGCGGCAGCGCCUGGGCGGCAGCAGCAACCUCCUGACCGACUCGGGCUCCAUCUCGGUCACGCUGAAUCCCAGCCCCCAUGCCGCCGAUGUCGACGGCGUCUACUCCCUGGGGGUGCAGUUCUGGGCCCUUGUGGUCACCCACUUCCUCUACAUCACGCUGUGGACAUUUGGGGCCCUGGCGGUGUCCCAGCACUGGGUCCUCCUGAAGGUGGUCUUCAGCUGCCUCUACGGAGUCACGGCCGGGGCACUGGGGCUCUUCAUCUUUGUCCACCACUGCGCCCGGCGCAGAGAUGUGCAGAGCUCGUGGUUUGCCUGCUGCCCGUCUUACAGGAAUGCUUUGCCCAUGCAAGCCUACGUGCACCCAGGGGUGGGGGUGGAGGACGGCUCGCAGGUCUUCAUCGGCUGCAGCCCCGAGGUGGCUCAGUCCAUCAAGUCAUCGCCUUCUCCCAGCAGCACCGGUUCGGCCCCCGGGCCCUGCAAGCUAAACAACCUGCAAGUAGCCCUCGGCCAGGCCGACGCCAACCCUUUGCCGGCCGCCGGCUACGAGGAAGCGGAGCCUUCCAACAGCAAGAGUGCCGCCCCGGCCAGGUAUGCCAACAACCUCCAUGGGCGGAGCAGGCACCACAAAAGCAGGACUAAGCAGUAUCGGGAAGGGAAGCACCAGCGUCUGAAGGCGUUGCGGGGAGGGCCUUCCUCGGAGCACCCCACCAGCGAGAGCGGGAGCCUCCACAACAGCCAUUCGGAGAGCUACCAAAGCAGCCGGAACAGCCCCUUGAACAAUCGCCGCCCGGGGGUGCUUCCCAGCCUGGAGUCGGCCCUGACGCCGUCCGACUUGAGCGACGGCAGCGGCGGCCACCAGGUGGCGGACUUUGGCCGGGCGGCCCAGCGGAGGAGCGCCAGCCGGGACAACCUCAAGCACCAGGCCGCUGCCGCCGCCGCGGAAAAAGAGACUAAGAGGCGGUCCUUUCCGCUCAACGCAGCCAAUCAGAAUGGGGGCCUGAAAGGCAGCAAGUAUGACAUCAACCUCACUGGCGCCGACAGCGCAGCAGGCAUGAAAACGGGUCUCUGGAAGAGCGAGACGACGGUGUAGGAGGGAGGGUCAGAGGGCCAGGCAACUGCAGCUCUGGAAUGGGUCCCCCCCCUACCCUGUCAGGCAGGAAGCCGCAAGGCAUAGGUGUCUGGCUGCCGGAGCCUACCAAAGAAAGCUUCAGAGGUGGCCAUUAUGCACUAUAUAUGGGCUUGGGCGGCCAUGCUCCUUGCCAGCCUGCCUGCCGUAGAGAGGCAGGGUCACCCGGCACUCGAAUGGUAGGGUGGGGAAGUAUCUGAGUCCCACGUUGUAGGAACCACAGUAUACUCCUCAACCCUGAUAUUCAGUGCGCCAGGGGCUCUUGCUAUUCUUUGUCCCAGGGGAACUUUCGCUCACCUUGGAACGAGCCGAGAGCCUCCGCCGCUCUGAGGUGCUAAAAUUGUACGCUGAAAGACAAUCAUUUGUUCUCGAGCAUCCCAGAGCAGUUGCAACCCUAUCCUACGCUAUCUCUCUCUCUGCAUG
This is a messenger RNA of Elgaria multicarinata webbii, 4336 nucleotides long. RefSeq names its product adhesion G protein-coupled receptor A2 (gene ADGRA2). Gene Ontology annotation, cellular component: plasma membrane; Wnt signalosome. The transcript has 19 exons. Gene Ontology annotation, biological process: sprouting angiogenesis; G protein-coupled receptor signaling pathway; positive regulation of canonical Wnt signaling pathway. The record is from RefSeq and is a predicted model, not a curated record. Gene Ontology annotation, molecular function: G protein-coupled receptor activity. The coding region runs from base 407 to 3877 and encodes 1156 amino acids. NCBI's taxonomy places the organism in Eukaryota, Metazoa, Chordata, Lepidosauria, Squamata, Anguidae.